This is a messenger RNA of Argiope bruennichi, 672 nucleotides long. RefSeq lists its product as uncharacterized. The record is from RefSeq and is a predicted model, not a curated record. The transcript is spliced from 2 exons. The coding region runs from base 1 to 672 and encodes 223 amino acids. Lineage: Eukaryota; Metazoa; Arthropoda; Arachnida; Araneae; Araneidae.
AUGGGAGCUCAAAUGAAACCUCCUCCUGGAAUAGGGUCAUAUUGUUAUAGGAUUCAUAGUAAGAUAUACCACAUGGUUUCUCCUUUAUACAGUGGUCAUAACAAACCAGGUUAUGGUCAGUUAUAUGUGUUUGAUAGCAGUGAAGCCAAUGAAAAACGCAUGGAGAGAAAUGAAGGAUGUUUGUUCUCUGUGAUGGAAAGAUUGGAUUUUAUGUUGACAGCAAUCAAUCCGUUUAUCGAUUGUUAUCUGCAGAUGCAUCGUAUAAUUGAAGAAAAUCAUGCUGCAAAUAUCAGGAUGGUUUUCAGGGAGACAAGAAAUUUAGAUAUACGGAGAUAUAAACAACAUAUUACAAAAACAGAAAUUGCUGCGAUAUUUGCCGGAGAUAAUGGCGUACCACCUGUUAAUCGAGACAUCUGUAUUUAUCCUGUAGGUAAUAGCAGUAAUGGUAAAAAUAUUUCUCCAUUAAACCAAUGUUGUGAUCCCAUAGUCUAUCCCUUACUGUUUCCAAGAGGAGAAUUAGGUUGUCUUCCAGUUACGUCCACUUUGAAUCAGGCAUCACAAUCUUCUUCUGGAUGGUCUGCUGACUUUUUAAUCAGGGCCAUCUUCUUGAUUUGUCCUUAUAAAGCAUUCGUGCCAAACCACCGAGACAUCGAAAGUGAUCACUGCAAAUGA